Dioscorea cayenensis subsp. rotundata (Guinea yam) is the source of this 1630-nucleotide messenger RNA. RefSeq lists its product as uncharacterized. NCBI's taxonomy places the organism in Eukaryota, Viridiplantae, Streptophyta, Magnoliopsida, Dioscoreales, Dioscoreaceae. The record is from RefSeq and is a predicted model, not a curated record.
AACGUUAUCUCAUCGUCUUCUCCGAGGGUUAUCCACCAAACCCUAAUCCAUCUUCUUCGAUCGCCGCAAACCCUAAUUACUUCUCCCUUAUCGUUUCAAUCUUCAUCGCGCCCUUAAAAAAAUCCUAAUUUUGCUGCUUUGUUGUGAAAUAGAUUCUUUGAUUUUGUUUUUCGUUGUAGAGAUUUUGGUUUUUUUGAUUGAUCUUGGAGUUCGGAGAUCGAGAGCGUUUUGUUUGGUAAAAUAACCUGGAUUUCAUAGAGGUUGAUCGUCUGAGAACUAGAAGAUAGAGAGAUGGUCGGAAGAGGGAGCCGGAAGGAUGAUUUGCCUAAUCUCAGUAGCACCAAUGGGUUCGCGGCGCUUGAAUCUCUGAAGAAGAAGAAGAAGUCGGACAACAGCAAGAGCAAGGGGUUGUCCAAGAAUCAGGCCAAGGAACCCGAGAAGCCGGUCUUCUGGGCGCCGGCACCGAUCACAUCGAAGAAGUGGGCUGAUGUUGAGGAUGAGGAUGAUGAUGACUACUACGCCACCACAGCUCCGCUCAACGAAGGCUGGGGCUUGCCGGCUCAGCAGCAAACAAAGGAGGAUGACGUACUAGAGGAGGGUUUUGGAAUUGAUUGGUCGAGCUUGUCUUUUGAUAUGUGUGAUGAUGUUAGUGUUCUACUUGUGUUUCUUGAAUCUGUCUGCUGUGCAUGGUACUGUGUGCAACAAUGUAGUUUUCAGGGAGUUAAUUGUACAUCUUUGAAUUCACUACAGGAAACUGAAAGUGAAGAUGAUGACAUUGGCAUUGACAACGGUGAUGAUGAUGUAGAAGAUGAAGUUGAAAAUGAGCCUAAGGCUCCUGUCCCUGCAGAACCUGGUCUCAAGAAGCCUCUAUUGGCUGCAUCUGCUACAAAGGAAACCGAGAGGCAACUCUCAAAGAAGGAGCUGAAGAAAAAGGAAAACGAGGAGUUUCAUGCUAUUUUGAAUGAGCUGGGUAUUUCCAGCAUAGACAAUAAUGCCGAGCAAGGUGUCACUUCCAAGAAAACCGAUGGACAGAACGGUGAGAAUGAGAAGAAGGAUAAUGCACCAGCUGCUUCAGAGAGCAAAAUUUCGAAGAAAAAGAAGGCAAAGAAAGAUAAAUCAUCCAGGGAGGCUAAAGAUUCACAGGAACAACCAAAUGGUGGUGACACAAACACCCCUGAUGAAGUGUCGGGUACUCAACCGGCAGACAAAGACGCACCUGCGGUUGAUGUUAAGGAGAAAAUAAAGAAGGUAGGCUCAAUAAAGAAGAAGAAAUCUAGCAAAGAGAUGGAUCCCGCUGCGAAAGCUGCUGCCCAGGAGGUGGCCACAAGAAAUGCCAGGCUAGCAGCUACUUCAAAAAGAAAGGACAAGAACCAUUAUAACCAACAACCCAUUCGGUAGGCUCGACUCUAACUGCUGCUACCCUUAUCGUUUUUGGUUGAUGAGCUUUUCCUAUAUUCUCUUUGUUGCAUUUGUUUGGAACGCAAAAAUAAACAAUUGCGAUGUUCUUCCUACUCCAUUAGAGAAAUCAGGUGCUCAUCAAUUGUUGGUUUCAAGUUUCAUGUGAUGAUUUCUGUACUCUGUAGCAAACUUGUUUACAAGUCCUGAGUUUGAAUGUCAUCUUUUUCUCUCA